AGCAUCAGUUAGCUUUUCUCCGAAAACAAAAGAGAACAAUUCGAACAAUUCAACUUAAACUUUAAGUCAAAUAAUGAUGGGAAAAGCUUUAAUUAUCACCCUUUUCGGGUUUUUAGCUAUCAAUCAAGUAAUGGGGCGUCUUUUGGUAACAAACGUUCACAUGGAUAGUCACCCCGAUUACAUCAAGUCAACCGUUCAAUUGAAAAAAGUAAAUGGGCAUGUUUUGGUUUCCGGAGAAGGAUACGUUAUGCAAGACAUUGACUCUGACAUUACCGUUAGCGGAAAUAUUGCUGUUCUCAAUAAUGGUCGUUACGAGCCAAUUCUACGUAUUGAGCCUCUUAGCUUUUGCAAAUUCAUUAACGGAAAACGUAAGAGCCCAAUUUUGAAGUUGAUUUGGAAAAUGGUUUCGAAAUUUGGGCGUUUGCCACAAUCUUGCCCGGUUCGCAAAGGACAUUAUUUCAUCAACGAUUUUGAACUUGAUGAAGGACUUAUUCCUGCAUUAGCUCCCGCUGCUGAUUAUCGCGUCGAAGUUCAAGCCUUCGUCGAUGAGAUGGGCGUUCAAAAACAAAUUCACAAAGUUAUUGCCCAUGCUUCCAUCAUUCCUGAAGAGGAAGAAACUGACGCCUCAAGCGAUAGCCAAGAAUAA
Messenger RNA from Culicoides brevitarsis, 646 nucleotides. RefSeq lists its product as uncharacterized. The record is from RefSeq and is a predicted model, not a curated record. Bases 74 to 646 code for a protein of 190 amino acids. The transcript is spliced from 3 exons. Lineage: Eukaryota; Metazoa; Arthropoda; Insecta; Diptera; Ceratopogonidae.